Abrus precatorius (Indian licorice) is the source of this 938-nucleotide messenger RNA. RefSeq lists its product as uncharacterized. Lineage: Eukaryota; Viridiplantae; Streptophyta; Magnoliopsida; Fabales; Fabaceae. The record is from RefSeq and is a predicted model, not a curated record. The transcript has 5 exons. The coding region runs from base 204 to 569 and encodes 121 amino acids.
UGAUUUUCUUGAAAGCUAAUGACAAGUGGCAACUUACGAUCAACGAUGUGAAUCAUAUGUACAUAAUGUUACUCUUAAAAUUGCCCAUGAAACUUGGAAAUGUGCGGUAGAUAUACAUUGGAAAUGACCAAACCACCCUUAUUAAGUUAAUAUGGCUUAUUUAUUUGUCUUUGCUAUCCUCUCGAAGAACAACAGGAACAAGGAUGAUACCGCAGCAGUGGGCGUCUCCAUGUGGAAACCAAUGUACCAAUAAAUACGCUGCCCUUACAAAAAUCCCAUGGCGAGUGUUCUGCAAAAAGGGCUGUAAUUCGGAUGGAGAGACAUGGGAAGAAUGUUUGGAGGACUGCAAUCAAAUAUGCUACAAGGAUCCUGUACUAAAGGACCAGCAGUGGACUGCUUAUAUUGAUCGUUCCCCUGGAGCUGCCAGUUAUUCAGAGGAAUGUUUUCAUGCUUGUGUAUCUGGCUGCGGUUACAAGUUUGAGGUUAAAUCAGAGGAAGCUGAUAAAGUUUGUCCUAACAGGCAACCAAAGCCUAAGACUGAGUCUCUUCAGAAGCCGAAGAAGUCAUAACAUGUAUAACCCCCACUGACCCACAUCAUCAUAUGCCUCCUACUUCCGCAUAGUCAAACACAACCUAAAUUUAUUAUAAAAAAAUGGUAUUCUUAACCAUUCUUUUUUGGUUAUAUUUUCACAGGAAUUUAUAUAUGUUGUUUAAAAUCUUACAUCUAGCUUUGUAUCAGCAUGAUUUAGUUUCAUUUUGUGGUCAACAGCAUCACCGUUCAUGCCUUUCUGCCUUGUGAUUUUGGAAGUCUCAUAACACUGAAUACUGGAAAUUUUUGGUAGCUGGGUAAUUAUAGUGUAACUGCGACAUUCAUGAUUUUAUCAGAGAAAGUUGAUGACCUAUAUUGUUAUUUAUAUGAUUACUUAAGUAAUUAAGUU